Messenger RNA from Paramecium pentaurelia, 375 nucleotides. NCBI's taxonomy places the organism in Eukaryota, Ciliophora, Oligohymenophorea, Peniculida, Parameciidae. The record is from the annotation of a GenBank genome assembly.
AUGAUCGAUUAUGAUUAGCAAAAUUAAUAAACAAGUUGUGGUCAAUCUUAGGGGUUUUAAUAAAUAGUUAAACAAAACUAAGUGGAAUUAUCUAUAGGAAAUAAAUAAAUAGAAGAAGAUGCUGAAUAUCCUAAAGUACCUUAAUCAAGAAAUAAAGAAAGAUUAUUGUGUACUAAAUGCAAUUAAGUUGUCGAAACUGAUAUUUUAUUUGAAAUGGGUAGGUGUAGUUAUAUAAUUAUGAUAAUUUUAAUAGCAUUUAUCAUAACAGCUGCAUUAGCUAUCUUACCCUGUGUUUUAGAUGGAUGCAAAGAUGCACAACAUAGAUGUUCGAAAUGCACAAAACUUAUUGGAACAAAGCAAUUUUUAUGUGGAUGA